AGAGGAGAGAGAAAAAUGAAGAGUGAUAAUUUAGAAGGGGAGGCGCUUUAUUACUUUUUUAUGUUGCACGCAUCCAUGGACGAAGAGGGAAAGGAGAGAGCAGGAGCAAGAGAUGGACGAAGAGAGAGGGAAGGAAUGGAUUAAUGGAUGAUGAGGAACGAGGAGAGCAGGAGAGAGUUCCCUUGGCUCGCAUGAGAUGGAGGGAGUAGCUUUCUUCGAGUAUAAAAAGUUUUCUGUUUCUGCUCUCUGAUUGUUUUCUUCUUCUCUGCGAAUUGAGAUCGGAGAGGAGAGGUAGAUCUGGUUUCUUGCAUGAAGUGGUCUUAGAUGAGGGGUUUUCCUUUUCAUGGAGCACUGGAGGGAGAUUUAGAGGGGAGCCAAGCAUUUCUUUGGGUGGCCAAGAGGCCCAAGUUUGGGAUCCACGAAGUUUUGGAGCCGAGAUCGGUGCUUGAUCAUAGGAGCCCUAGCCCUCCUGCCUCCACAGCUACACUGUCUUCUUCCCUGGGCGGCUCCGGCUCAUCUGACACCGCCGGAGUGGCGGCGGUCUCUGAUAGUUCGGCCAAGAAGUCGGUCAUCUCCGACACUGCCGGCGAAGUGGGCGGCGGUGCGGGCUGGAAGGAUGAAUGGGCGGCCGAGCUGCAGCCCAUACCUGCCGGUCUCGACGUGGGCUUCGAUACAAAUGGUGCAAAAUGCGGUCUUGGAGUCGUCGACUGGGAGACGAUGCUGUCCGAGAAUUCUGCGGUCUCCCCCGUCCGUGAGCAGACGUUUCUCGGGUGGAUCAUGGGCGACGUUGACGACCCUGCCUCAGCCCGUUUGAGGCAACAACAGAUCCUCCCUCAGGGUCCGUCGGAUUUCGGUGGAAACAAUGGCGGCAUGGGUUUGGGGAUUCUUGACCCGAGCAAUUGCAGGGUGGAAGACGAGGAGUCAAUCGCAGUCUCUAAGGGUAUCUCUGUACUUCACAACACUGUUGGCGGUGGCCUUCCGUUCAUGAACAAUAAUAGCUGUGUUUCGCUGCCCUCCGUCGGCUCUGGAAUCAAGGGGAUCCCCAUGAUCCACCAGGCCGGUAGUCAGCAUAUCUCACAGUCUAUGCCGCCGCUGGAUAACAACUUCAUGCAGUCACUCUCCUUUCCACCGGGCAUUUACUUACCUGACACUGUGGACGAGAAGCUGCAGUUGUUUGGCACCGGCGUUAUCUUAAACCAGCAACCAGCCAACCCAAAUCCGCCCAUCUUUCUCAGUGUAGGCCAGGCAGAGCAUCCCGUGCCGCACCUCAUCUCCCCUACAGAACCGAAGUGCCACCUACCGAUGGAGGACGAAUAUAUAACGAAACUCCCUUUUCUUGAAUCCGGUGGAAGCUCGGAACUCUUUCCUCGGCGGCAAUCGUACCAGCAGCAUCUGCAAAAUCUAGGAUUUCCACUGCCUCAGCUCCAGCAAAGGUUAGUGAAGCCCAAGUUAUCAGAUUUCGGUGAGGAUAUGGCCACGCCUGUAGCCGUGCAGCAGCAGCAGCAGCUACUACAGGCAUUGGUUGACCAGCUUAUCGAAGCUGCUAAGAUGGUCGAGGCUAAGAACUUCGAUGGCGCACACGGGAUAUUGGCGCGGCUCAAUCACCAGCUCCCCUCCCCACUGGGCAAGCCCCUAAUCCGCUCUACCUUUUAUUUCAAGGAGGCAUUGCAACAUAUACUGUGUCACGGGCCUAGUCCUGUUACCUCUUCCAAUUCAACCUCCCACCAUCAACCGGGUCCAUUCUCAACUCCCAUGUCGAUGCAAUUUGACAUUGUGCACAAGCUUGGUGCAUACAAAGCAUUCUCUGAGGUCUCUCCCAUCAUCCAAUUCUCUAACUUUACCUGCAUUCAGGCCCUUUUGGAAGAGCUCAGGAGCUUUGAUCGGAUCCAUAUCGUGGACUUUGACAUUGGCGUUGGUGGGCAAUGGUCUUCCUUCAUGCAGGAGCUAGCACAGCGACGAUGCUCUUCAAAUCCAGUGCAGAUGCUAAAAAUUUCAGUCCUUGUGUCUGAUUACUUACAGAACAACCUGGAGCUUCAGCUCGUACGCGAUAGCCUCUCCCUUUUUGCGAAUGACCUUGACAUUCCCUUUGAGUUUUACUUCCAUAGCCUUGAAUCAUUUGAUCCCUUGGAGUUCCAUUGCAUUGGAGGUGAAGCCAUUGCUGUAAACCUUCCUAUAGUUGGCUAUGGGAAAUUUUCCUUCCCGUCCAUUCUCUGCCUUGUCAAGCAGCUCUCCCCGAAGAUUGUCAUCUCAGUUGACCAAGGUUGCGAUCGUAGUGACUUGCCAUUCUUGCAGCAUUUCCUGCAUGCUUUUCAAUCCUCUAUGGUUCUUAUGGAUUCCAUUGAUGCGUCUGGAACUAACCAAGAUAUGACUGCUAAGAUUGAAAAAUUCCUGUUACAGCCAAGGAUAAAAAGUUCUGUUCUUGGACGAUACCAUUCUAAUGAUAAAAUACUUCCCUGGAGAACACUCUUUACCACCUCAGGUUUUAUCCCUAUUCAACUAAGCAAUUUCUUGGAGACACAGGCUGAUUGCCUUUUGAAGAGAGUGCAGGUGAGAGGGUUCCAUGUGGAGAAGCGACAGUCUACAAUUUACCUCUACUGGCAGCGCAAGGAGCUUAUCUCAGUGUCAGCUUGGAGGUGCUGAAGAUGAACUACCUGGUUACAGGCAUGUUAUCCUCAUGUUUGAUUCUUGAAUAUCUGUAGCAAAAGUUGGCAACUUAGGUAAUUCCAUCAUGGUUUUAGAUGUUGUCAUAACUUAAUCCUCUAUAUGGUAACUGCUUUGUUGUCUUAGUGUUGUCUUGCUGGUUAUAUCACCUUAUUUAUGUCCGUUAAAUCUUAACGGUAUUUGCUUCAAGCAAAAUGACAUUGUUACAUUGGAUAUCUACGGGAGUUUUAUCUUUUAUUUCAA
Molecule: messenger RNA, 2904 nt
Organism: Zingiber officinale
Lineage: Eukaryota; Viridiplantae; Streptophyta; Magnoliopsida; Zingiberales; Zingiberaceae
Product: scarecrow-like protein 22
Exons: 1
Coding region: 325-2640 (771 amino acids)
Biological process (GO): regulation of DNA-templated transcription
Cellular component (GO): nucleus
Molecular function (GO): sequence-specific DNA binding; DNA-binding transcription factor activity
Source: RefSeq, a predicted model, not a curated record